AUGACGGUUGGUGUAGCAUCCAUACCACUUGCACCACCACCACCACCUCCGUCACAUCAACCAUCAACUGUCACAUGCUCCAUUGGAAAGGAUCGUUUACCGAAAUUGAAGGAAUUGGUGAAAAGUAAUCUACAUACCUAUCAGCUAUAUAAGAUUAUUGGUGAAGGUGGUUAUGGUACUGUAUAUGAAAGUGAAACUGCUAAUGGACAUCGUGUAGCUUUAAAAGUGGAAAAAUAUAGUAAAUCAAUGCUACACAUUGAAGCAAGUGUUAUGCGUGCUGCAGCACGACGACGCAGUCAACAUAUUUGCGAGCUGAUCGAUUAUGGUAUCGAGAAACCAGAUUAUAUUUUCAUUGUAAUACCAUUGCUGGGAAAAGAUUUGCAUAAAUUACGCAAUGAGCAAAUUAACAGACGUUUCUCGCUAUGUACUGCAAUACAAAUAGGCUUGCAAACAUUGAAAGCUAUAGAGGAAUUACAUUUGAGUCAUUUUAUAUCACGUGAUAUUAAGCCUGGUAAUUUUAUGGUUGGUUUACGAGAGAAUCAACAACACAAAACGAUAUUUUUGAUUGAUUUUGGUCUUGCAAAGAAAUACAUUAAUAAGAAUGGUAAAUUACUUCCAUCACGUGGUGAAGUAGGAUGGCGAGGUACAACACGAUAUGGCUCAUUGAAAGCACAUUUAAGGCUUGAUUUAGCAAGACGAGAUGAUCUGGAAUCAUGGUUUUAUUUGCUCGUUGAAAUUACUCGUGGCUCCUUACCAUGGCGAUAUGUUUCUGAACGUGCUGGUGUACAAGCAGCUAAAAUGAUGGCUCGUGAUAUAGGUCGAGCACAAUUUCUUCAUCAAUGCCCGAAGCAAUAUGAAACAUUAAUGGAAAUGAUCGAUGAACUAGUAUUUGAGGAUAGUCCAAAUUAUCAUGAAUUUAUGGAUAUAUUAAUGGAUAUUAAAAAAGAAUGGAAAUUAGAACUUAAUUCACGAUUUGAUUGGGAUGAAGAUAUGACAUCUACACGAUCUACAACAAGAAGCAUAUCAUCGGAUGUAGAAUGCGAAAAAGCUAUUAAAGAAGAUGUAAUGAGAAUGAAUCAGAAAGAACCUGAAAUAACAAAUGUUAAAGAUCAGCAAAAACAAUUGCAGCAAUCAUUAACAUCAUCAUUGUCUACACCUGUACUAUCAACAGCAAUAUCAACAUUACGACCAAAUCAAAAUCAUCAAUAG
Messenger RNA from Loa loa (African eye worm), 1209 nucleotides. RefSeq names its product CK1/WORM6 protein kinase. NCBI's taxonomy places the organism in Eukaryota, Metazoa, Nematoda, Chromadorea, Rhabditida, Onchocercidae. Gene Ontology annotation, cellular component: nucleus; cytoplasm. The record is from RefSeq and is a predicted model, not a curated record. Gene Ontology annotation, biological process: signal transduction; peptidyl-serine phosphorylation. The transcript is spliced from 7 exons. Gene Ontology annotation, molecular function: ATP binding; protein serine/threonine kinase activity. The coding region runs from base 1 to 1209 and encodes 402 amino acids.